AUUCAAACAAAGUAGCCCACAUGCCACUAAACUAUUUUGGCAAUUGUCCAAAUAUGUCUGCCAUUUUCCACUAUAAAUUAUCCUUCUUCCCUUCUCUUUCCCAUAAUCACUAUUUCUUUUUCCCUGCAUCUAUCUAGUUAAUUUUAUUGAGACGUCCUUAAUUUAAUUCAUCUUCAAUGGCUGAUGUUGUUGCUGAUGCUAAUAUGGACGCUGUUCAGCGUCGUCUCAUGUUUGAAGACGAAUGUAUUUUGGUGGAUGAGAAUGACAAAGUUGUUGGUCAUGAAUCCAAGUACAACUGUCAUUUGAUGGAAAAGAUCGAAUCUUUGAAUUUACUGCACAGAGCUUUCAGUGUGUUUCUUUUCAACUCGAAGUAUGAACUUCUUCUUCAGCAACGUUCUGCAACAAAGGUUACCUUUCCGUUGGUGUGGACAAACACUUGCUGCAGCCAUCCUCUCUACCGAGAGUCUGAGCUCAUCGAGGAGAAUGCUCUUGGUGUAAGAAACGCUGCACAAAGGAAGCUUCUUGAUGAACUCGGUAUUCCUGCUGAAGAUGUCCCGGUUGAUGAGUUCACGCCAUUAGGCCGUAUGCUUUACAAGGCCCCGUCUGAUGGAAAGUGGGGAGAACAUGAACUCGAUUAUCUUCUCUUCAUUGUCCGUGAUGUCAAGGUGAACCCGAACCCUGAUGAAGUUGCUGAUAUCAAGUACGUGAACCAAGAACAAUUGAAAGAGCUUUUGAGGAAAGCCGAUGCUGGCGAAGAAGGUUUGAAGCUAUCUCCUUGGUUCAGACUUGUCGUCGACAACUUCUUGUUCAAAUGGUGGGAUCAUGUUGAGAAGGGGACUAUUUACGAAGCUGCCGAUAUGAAAACCAUUCAUAAGUUGACUUAAAGAUGCACUACUUUUUGAGGAUCUGACAUGCAAUCAUCCCUAUAUUUUGUUGUUGUUGUUGUUGUGAGAAUAGAACAGUAGUAGUAACAUUGAGUUGAUCAUAACUUGUUGUCACAUACACAUGUCUUGGUUGAAUUUUAAUGAAGUUAGUUUCUUGUUUUGUACUUGGUAAA
This is a messenger RNA of Capsicum annuum, 1057 nucleotides long. RefSeq names its product isopentenyl-diphosphate Delta-isomerase I. Gene Ontology annotation, cellular component: cytoplasm. NCBI's taxonomy places the organism in Eukaryota, Viridiplantae, Streptophyta, Magnoliopsida, Solanales, Solanaceae. The transcript is spliced from 6 exons. The record is from RefSeq and is a predicted model, not a curated record. Bases 177 to 884 code for a protein of 235 amino acids. Gene Ontology annotation, biological process: isopentenyl diphosphate biosynthetic process; isoprenoid biosynthetic process. Gene Ontology annotation, molecular function: isopentenyl-diphosphate delta-isomerase activity.